Molecule: messenger RNA, 1822 nt
Organism: Aspergillus glaucus CBS 516.65
Lineage: Eukaryota; Fungi; Ascomycota; Eurotiomycetes; Eurotiales; Aspergillaceae
Product: neutral amino acid permease
Exons: 7
Coding region: 163-1563 (466 amino acids)
Biological process (GO): amino acid transmembrane transport
Cellular component (GO): vacuolar membrane
Molecular function (GO): amino acid transmembrane transporter activity
Source: RefSeq, a predicted model, not a curated record
GGGGAAGCCAUCCUAGAAGGUGCUAGCUUGCCGGGCUCUCUUUAAAGUUCCCUUGUUCCCCGUUGUUUUGUUCUCCAUCUCUUUCCACUUUUCUACCUUAUUGUCUUUUAAUUUAUAGUACCUUCAUCUGUGCCAUUGUCCGGUACUAUUGUCCAGUUCAUUAUGGCUCCUCAGAUUGUCGACGCCCCUCCUACCACCAUCGACCUGGAAACAGGCCACGAGAGCGAAAACAAGAAGAACACUGGCCCGGACGAGAUCUCCGCCAUUGACGAGAAGAAAGACGACCAGAUCCCAGCCUACCAGCAGGAUGCCUUUGGUAACGAGGAGUUUGCGGAGGUCAAAUACAAGGUCUUGAAGUGGUGGCAAUGCGGGUUACUCAUGGUCGCCGAAACCGUCUCCCUGGGUGUCCUCUCGCUGCCCAAGGCCGUCGCAGGUCUAGGUCUGGUCCCCGCUAUCAUCAUCCUCAUCGGGCUGGGUAUCAUGGCAACAUACACGGGCUAUGUCAUCGGUCAGUUCAAGUGGAAGUAUCCGCACAUCACCAACAUGGCGGAUGCGGGUGAGGUCUUGAUGGGGCGGUUUGGGCGUGAGUUGCUGGGGAUUGGACAAAUGCUGUUCCUGGUUUUUAUCAUGGCAAGCCAUAUUCUCACGUUUACGGUGGCUAUGAACACGAUUACCAACAAUGGGACUUGCUCGAUUGUGUUUGGGGUUGUGGGGACGAUUAUUUCGUUUAUUUGCUCGCUGCCUAGGACGUUGGAGAAGAUGUCGUGGCUUUCGUUGGUUUCGUUCAUCAGUAUUCUCUCUGCGGUGAUGAUCACCAUGGUUGCGGUUGGUGUCCAGGAUGAUGGAGCUGCUGUUGAGGCUACUGUGAAGACUAACCUCUUCCACGGUUUCACUGCAGUGACCAACAUUGUAUUUGCUUUCUCCGGACACGCCGCCUUCUUCGGUCUCAUGGCUGAACUCAAGGAUCCUCGCGACUACCCCAAGGCCCUGUGCUUGCUCCAGGGUAUCGAUAUCUCGCUGUACAUUAUCGCUGCCAUUGUCAUCUACCGCUACACCGGUGCCGAAGUCGCCUCUCCCGCUCUUGGAUCAGCUGGUACUCUGGUUUCCAAGAUUGCCUACGGAAUUGCGCUGCCAACUAUCAUCAUCGCCGGUGUCAUCAACGGUCACGUCGCUUUCAAGUACGUCUACAUUCGGCUCUUCCGCGGUACAGACCGCAUGCACAAGCGUGACUUGGUCGCCGUUGGCACCUGGAUCGGUAUUGGCCUGGUCCUCUGGAUCAUCGCCUGGAUCAUUGCCUCUGCCAUUCCAGUCUUCAGCAACCUCCUGAGCUUGAUUACUGCAUUGUUCGCAAGUUGGUUCACCUACGGCCUGAGCGGGAUCUUCUGGCUGUACAUGAACAAGGGCUUGUACUUCUCUUCACCCCGGAAAAUCGCCUUGACACUUCUUAAUGUCAUCAUCGUCGGAAUUGGCGCUAUCCUGUGCGGCCUCGGUCUCUACGUCUCCGGAAAAGCCAUCCACGAUAAUCCCAGCAGCGCGAGUUUCUCGUGUGCUGCGAGCAACUAAUCUCUUUUUCUCUUUUUCUCUUCUUGUUGAUUACUUUUUCUGAUACUUGAUACUGCAUCUGCAUAAUGCUGUGCAUUGCAUGAUGGCAUGUGUUUCCGAAUCAUGGGCUGGGUUGCAGGUUAUGACGUUCGGGGGUGGGCUAAACAAGCUAUUUCUGUAAUAUCUACGGAGUAUUUGAUACCAUAUUCGUACUGGUAACGUUAGAGAAAAUUAUGAUGUUGUAUUCUAUUGACCUCAUACUCGCUUGGUUUUUGCAUGU